AUUUAUGACCGUUGUAUACAUAUAUGUAUAUUGUAUGUGUAGUACGUCCAAUGCUUAGGCCGUCACGGGCGAAAUAAUGUUGUUAUGAUUGUAAUUUCCGUUUGCAAAGCGAAAUAUUCUUCUGAUAAAGUGCAGAACUGUUUAUAUUGAAUAAAAUAAAAUUGUAGAAAAAAAAAAACUGUAAUUAGUAAGAACCCAGUAAUUUCUCAUCGAUAUAAUGAGGAUGUGUAUUUAAGGUUAGAGUUAUUUCACUUAUCACUUUCCUCUGUAAUAACACGUUUAAUACUUUUAAUUAUCAUUGACACAAGGAUUUAGUUAGUUAUCAACACUACAACUCAACUAAUUAACUUAUAAAUUUUUAUUAUUUAAUUGACAAAACGGAGGUUCUACCUUUACACAGAACGCGAAAUGCACUUUCGCGUUUUAAAAAUAAAUAUUCAUUGUCUUCUCAUCUUUGGCAGUUGCAGGAAGACAGCCCAGAUGCUGAAAUGUGGCUGACAACAGCUGAGGCGGCCAGCCUUGGUGCUGAAGAAGUUGCAGCAAAACUCCAGGUUGACACAAGAACAGGUCUCUGGUGGCAAGAGGCUGAUGCUAGAAGACAGAGGUAUGGAUAUAAUGAAUUAACGGUUAAAGAGGAAGAUCCAACAUGGAAAAAAUACAUAGAACAGUUCAAAAAUCCACUUAUCCUUCUAUUACUUGGUUCAGCAUUUGUUAGUAUCUGUAUGAAACAAUUUGAUGAUGCCGUCAGUAUUACAGUGGCUAUUAUAAUAGUUGUAACAGUUGCAUUUGUUCAAGAAUAUCGUUCUGAGAAAUCAUUAGAAGAAUUAAAUAAAUUAGUUCCUCCUUCUUGUCAUUGCGUAAGAGAAGGUCGUGUAGAAACUUUCUUAGCUCGUAAUUUAGUACCUGGUGAUAUAGUUUUAUUAAACAUUGGUGACCGGGUACCGGCAGACAUAAGAAUAUUUGAGGCAAUAGACUUGGCCAUUGAUGAAAGUAGUUUUACAGGAGAAACGGAACCAUCUCAAAAGUCUACAUCACCACUUCUUAAAAACAAUGGGCACACUUCUAAGAGAAAUAUUGCAUUCAUGGGGACUUUGGUACGUUGUGGAAAUGGCAAAGGAAUUGUCAUUAACACAGGAGAAAAGAGUGAGUUUGGAGAAGUGUUUAAAAUGAUGCAAGCUGAGGAAGCACCAAAAACUCCUCUUCAAAGAAGUAUGGAUAUAUUGGGUGCUCAAUUAUCUUUUUAUUCUUUCUGCAUUAUUGGAGUAAUUAUGCUGCUCGGUUGGUUUCAAAACAAGGCAUUAUUGGAAAUGUUAACGAUUGGUGUGAGUUUAGCAGUGGCAGCUAUUCCAGAAGGACUACCAAUCGUGGUCACGGUUACUCUGGCUCUUGGGGUCAUGCGAAUGGCUAAAAGGAAAGCCAUCGUAAAAAAACUGCCGACUGUAGAAACUUUAGGUUGCGUCAAUGUCAUAUGCUCUGAUAAAACGGGCACGAUUACGAAAAAUGAAAUGACCGCAACGAUAAUCGUAACACCAGAAGGAUAUGUAGCUGACAUUACUGGUACAGGAUAUAAUGAUAAAGGAGAAGUACGUAUCCGUAAAUGUGAUAAUAUUGAUCUUGCUCGCACAUCUGUAAGCAAUCUACUCGAGGUGGGUAGUGUAUGCAAUAAUGCUGUAAUACAAAAUGAUACAUUACUGGGUCAGCCGACAGAAGGAGCUCUGAUUGCUGCUGCAAUGAAAUAUGGUAUGUAUGGAGUUUCAGACAAAUAUUUAAGACUUCAAGAGUAUCCUUUUUCAUCUGAACAAAAAAUGAUGGCUGUAAAAUGUGCACCAAAGUACACUGAUGACAGAACAGAAGUAUUUUUUACUAAAGGAGCUAUAGAAAAAAUUUUAGCUCAGUGUACGAAAUAUUCUGUAAAUGGUCAACUUUACCCUUUAAAUCAAAAGAAAGAACGAGAGUUUCAAGCCGAAGCUUAUGAGAUAGGACAACAAGGAUUAAGGGUGAUUGGUCUGGCUCGAGGAACAUCUUUGCAAGAUCUUAUUUAUGUUGGUCUCAUAGGAAUUUGUGAUCCACCACGAGAAGGAGUUAGGGCUGCUAUUUCUACUCUAUUUAAUAGUGGAGUAAAAGUAAAAAUGGUAACGGGAGAUGCUAAAGAAACAGCUACAGCUAUAGCUAACAUGAUUGGACUAGACACUCUUCAUAUGCGUUUAUUAUCUGGAGACAGAAUUGAUUCUAUGACGGAAGCUGAGCUACAAGAUGAGAUCGAUAAUGUCAGUGUAUUUUAUCGAGUUACUCCAAAACAUAAAUUAUGCAUAGUGAAAGCAUUGCAGAAAAAUGGAAAUAUUGUCGGAAUGACUGGAGAUGGUGUAAAUGAUGGUGUUGCUCUAAAAAAAGCUGAUAUUGGUAUUGCAAUGGGUAAAAAUGGAACUGAUGUUUGUAAAGAAGCAGCUGAUAUGAUUUUGGUUGAUGAUGAUUUUCAAACAAUCAUUGCUGCAAUUGAAGAAGGCAAGGGGAUCUUUCACAAUAUUAGAAAUUUUGUGCGGUUUCAAUUAAGUACUAGUAUAGCUGCAUUAGCCUUGAUAGCUCUAGCUACAAUGAUGAGUAUUCCUAAUCCUCUAAAUGCCAUGCAGAUUCUCUGGAUCAAUAUUAUUAUGGAUGGACCCCCAGCUCAGAGUUUGGGAGUAGAGCCAGUAGACAAAGACGUAUUGAGGCAGAAACCAAGAGAUACAAAAGAACCCAUGAUUACUCGUAAUUUAGUGAUUAAUGUGCUAUUGUCUGCAAUUAUUAUCAUUCUAGGAACACUCUGGGUAUUUAAUCGUGAGAUGACUUCUAAUGGUGUUACUGCUAGAGAUACAACAAUGACAUUUACUUGCUUUGUAUUUUUUGACAUGUUUAAUGCCCUCAGCUGUCGAUCACAAACGAAAUCAAUAUUCAGUAUUGGUUUGUUGAGCAACAGAAUGUUUCUAAUCGCAGUGACGCUAUCAGUCGUAGGUCAAAUGUUGGUUAUUUACUUUCCUCCUUUGCAAAAAGUUUUUCUAACUGAAGCGCUCACCGCAAAAGAUUUAAUGUUUUUAACGGCAUUAACGUCAAGUGUAUUCAUAAUAAGCGAAAUCAAAAAAUUCUUGGAGCGACAAUGGGAACGAAGACGAGCAAAUGGAUGGAACUACCAAAAGAAGAAGGCCAAAUCUAAUUCCAAGUCCAAAGUGCGUGGCAAUUAAUAAAAUCCACCAAAGUGGAAGCAUUGUGCAUGAGAUAUGAUGUUUUUCAACUUCUCUCUGAUUUCUUUAUUGAACCCUUUAACACACUAAUCUACUUUACUACGAUACAAAAGCAUGGGGAAUUUAAAUGAGCUUCACUUCUCAACUAUUUACAUCGGCUUGUAGAUGCUGAUAAUUAACAAUAAUUAUUUAAUGAAAGUAAGUUUAUUGUAACCCAAAAAUAUUAAUCAUUUCUGAUCAGUCAUCAAUAAUACAGACUUUCAUUUAGAUAAAUAUUAGAAUAUUUAUCUCAAGUGAAUUAACUCGGUUUUUCAUGAAGAAAGUAAUUUAUUAUUAGCAUGCCUAACACUUUAUAAUAUUUAUACAU
Molecule: messenger RNA, 3582 nt
Organism: Chelonus insularis
Lineage: Eukaryota; Metazoa; Arthropoda; Insecta; Hymenoptera; Braconidae
Gene: SPoCk
Product: secretory pathway calcium atpase
Exons: 10
Coding region: 489-3215 (908 amino acids)
Biological process (GO): intracellular calcium ion homeostasis; calcium ion transmembrane transport; manganese ion transport
Cellular component (GO): endoplasmic reticulum; plasma membrane; Golgi membrane
Molecular function (GO): ATP hydrolysis activity; P-type calcium transporter activity; ATP binding
Source: RefSeq, a predicted model, not a curated record